GUCACCAAUCCAACCGUUAUAAUGAAUGGAUGUAGGCAAGUUCAUCCUUACUUCGUAGACCAACAUUAUAGACUCCUAAACGUAUUCAAUAACUUGGAGAACUACGCCAAGUUCUCUACGAUGGCAGCUCCCCCCAGUAGUCGGGAGAGUCGUCCAAAGUUGGAGGACGUGGAUUGCCUCGAUUGGACUUGUGAUGGUGAUCAUCUAGUAGUAGCUCAUCGUAACUGCAAUAUGGUCUUGUGGAAUGUUAAUCGAUGUAUGCAAGAACGUCAGUGGACAGGGGAUACAUGGACAUGGGCCGAGCCUCAUCCCAUAGACUCACAUGUUAUUGCGGCUGUCACCUUCAAUGGUCUAGUGAAAAUAUUGGAUACUCGAGCACCGAGCGGCAAGGAUGGACUCAUGUUCAGCGCAGAGUUCUCGAAAAACCCAGGGCCUACCGAGCCUAAGGGGCUUGAAAAGUUAUUGAACGUUACUUGGCACCCAGAUGGCCGCUUCUUGGCUGUCUAUGGCAGGGCGGGGACGAUACAGAUACUAGACCCUAGGAUGGUAGUGUCCUCGACUAUGUCGAGUAGAGAGGGACAGACUCCUGUUGGUUCCUUUGCCUUUAGUCAGCAGAUUAAUACUGCUGCUAAUACGGAGGUAUAUUCGAUCCUAUGGGAUAACUAUGAUGAGGGAUCUCACUCACUAUGGGCGGCUACUACUGGAGCUCCUAGUAAAAUACUCCUUUACGACGAUGAUGUGCUCCUUAAAGGAUCUCAAUGCCCACCAGACGCAGUGAAGCCCUCGGAGGUGCUUAUCGGCCACCAGUCUACUACCUUCACAUUAUCCAGAAGUGGAGAUGGACGCUUUAUGGCAUCUGGAGGGGGAGACUCCUUGGUGGACAUUUGGUCAGUAGCGGACCUCACCUGUAUAAGGACCUUUUCCUCUUCUACUCAUGUUCCUAUACAGUCAGUCGCUUUGAGUCACGAUGGUAGUUUGGUUGCAUAUACAUCAUUACCGUCUACGGGUGGUAAUGAUGUGAUUGAUCGUAAUCUAGUCAUAGCUGGUACUAUGACUGGAGUGGAGUAUGUGGACGUAGCUCAGAAACUCAUAGGCAAGAACAAUCGGAUACCCCAUCCAGUGAACCAUGUUGCAUGGUCACCAAAGGAGCAUGCCUUAGCCUACAGCAUGACUGCUAGUGGUGGUGGCAGCACUGAGCCAUCGCCGAACAGUCUGGUAAACGUGAUGAAGAUAGAUGCUGAUAAUAAGACUUUACAGGACUGCCCUAUAGACUUUUAGUCCA
Messenger RNA from Perkinsus marinus ATCC 50983, 1282 nucleotides. RefSeq names its product AAC-rich mRNA clone AAC3 protein, putative. The transcript has 11 exons. Gene Ontology annotation, biological process: mRNA export from nucleus. Gene Ontology annotation, cellular component: THO complex part of transcription export complex. NCBI's taxonomy places the organism in Eukaryota, Perkinsozoa, Perkinsida, Perkinsidae. Gene Ontology annotation, molecular function: protein binding. The record is from RefSeq and is a predicted model, not a curated record. Bases 22 to 1278 code for a protein of 418 amino acids.